UUCCCGUCACUGUCAUGCGACCGGCUAUUGCAGUUAAUAAUAGAACAGCUUCUUGCCAUUCUUUGUGUUUCUUUGCUGUGUUACUGUUUUCUUGUGAAAGGCUGCGUUCACUAGUACCACUUACCACUCCUACAAUCCUUCAACCUUUUGCGGUUUUGACGUCACAUUUUCGAGCUCUAUUGUCUUUAGCCUCUCUGAUCUUGUCCUUUAGUAACACCUGGACCCUUCUAGUCAUUGAGGUUGGUGGGACAGACCACAUACUGUGUGAAAGCUGGCAGUGACAUGGUUGAAGUACCCCAAUGUUGCAAAAAAGGCACUGGAGUGGUGAGACUAACCGGGCUAUGGCAGAGUGGAUAGUGUUACAUGCUGGCAGAGGGAGGAACAUAAGCAGCCCCCAAGAUUACAUGGGUAAAUUCCCUGGGCAAAUAAUACAGCCUGAGUCCAACAGUGCACAGUUCAGUGUCCAGGCAGCAUUCUUUGAAUGAUAUGUGGGCAAGUUUACACCACCGGUUGUUAACAAGAAGAGCAAGCUCCCCUCCUUUCUGCUUACCGCUCACGGCACUGACCCUGUCCGUCCGAACAAUGUGGAAGCCUUCCACGGACGUGUUGUCGUCGGGAAUGUCCUGAUGUAUCCAUGAUUCUGUGAAACACAUCAGGCUACACUCCCGAUAUUCCCUCUGACUCUGUGCUAGCAUCGUUAGCUCAUUAAUUUUAUUUGCUAACGACUGAACAUUUCCCAUUAUGAUAGACGGCAGACACGGUUUGUACUUCAAGCAUCCCCUGUCUUGCUGUCUCCUUCCUUCUCCUCUUCUGUCCUCCACCUCUGCAUCCUUGGUGUGUUCUCCUCCAGAUUUCAGCUGGCACGUCUGUGGGUCUGAGUACUAUCAGCUGCUCUCUCGAGUAAACAGCCCGUGCAGUAUGUAGAAGUUGUGCUGUGGUCCUGUUGCUCGAUAAAAGGAACAUUUUCCAACCCCAAGUAGAUCAAAAACUCUCUCAAUCCACAUGAUUGAAAUAAAGUUAUUAAAACAGACGCAAGUACAAGUAAAAAAAAAAAAAGUAAGAAAAAAGCUAGACUAAAGAGAAAAAGCGGGAACAACUGGAAAAGGCAGCAUGCUUGUUGACACAUGUGCACUACAACCUAGUGCACACCUGGAAAUCUAGCUGGUACAAACCAAAUGAUGUUUAUAUCUGUGAUAAAGAUUAUGUGUCUGGUUUACAUGUGAAUGAUUCGUUUAGAAUUAUUAUUUUUUAUAUGGACUCAGUUUUUCUGUGUGUAUGAAGGACAUGCAAGACUGAUUGGGCACUUAACAUCUGUAAUGCAGCUGUGACAGAGACAAAGAUGUCUAAUGUGUGUCAGUGUGAUGUGUUGUAGUGUCAGGAGUCAGUAUACAGCUACAAAGCUUUUUGUUGCUGACAUCCAGGAACAUAUACAACAAUUUGUUGCUUAUUUCUUUUGACUCAAAUGUCGAAGAAAAAAAACAAAAUGUAUAAAGUCAAUCAUUCUGAUCAUGAUUGUACUUUGACCUUUAACCUCUCUGCUCUGUGUUGUUUCCUCUUUCAGUCCAGAAAACCAUUACAGCUGAGUCUGGACAGGACGUCACUCUGCCAUGUUGAGCUCCAAACAACAAAUUCAUAUUUUUAGAGUGGAGCAGAGCUGACCUGGAACAUAAUUAUGUGCUUUUGUACCAUGACGGUUACUUUGUUCCAGAUCUCCAGCAUCCAUCUUUUAAGAACCGUGUGGAUCUGCAGCACAGACAGAAGAAGGAUGGAGACGUGUCUUUGAUUCUGAAGAAUGUGAAGAUUAUUGACACUGGAACAUACGAGUGUGGUGUCUUCAUGGCAGAAACAGACUCAUCGCAGCUCAUCAGCAUCAUCAGCCUGAAAGUUGUUCCUCCAGACCAGAAAACCAUCACAGCUGAGUCUGGACAGGACGUCACUCUGACAUGUCGAGCUCCACGAGGCAAACCCAUCAGAGCUGUGAAGUGGAGCAGAGCUGACCUGGGAGAUAUUUAUGUGCUUUCAUACUGGAAUGGUCACUUUGAUCCAGAUCUCCACCAUCCAUCUUUUAUGAACCGGGUGGAUCUGCAGGACAGACAGAUGAAGGAUGGAGACGUGUCUUUGAUUUUGAAGAAUGUGACGAUUAAUGACGCUGGAACAUACGAGUGUCGUGUCUACAUGGCAGAAACACACUUAUGGCAGUAUAUCAACACCACCACCCUGAGUGUUGUUGUUUUUCCAGGAGGAGACAAAGUGAAGGAAGCACAGCUGUGUCCUUAG
This is a messenger RNA of Maylandia zebra (zebra mbuna), 2277 nucleotides long. The record is from RefSeq and is a predicted model, not a curated record. NCBI's taxonomy places the organism in Eukaryota, Metazoa, Chordata, Actinopteri, Cichliformes, Cichlidae.